AUGGCUAGUGAACCUUCGAGCACCACUAUAGCCAGUGAACCUUCGACCAGCACUUCGGAAAUUCAAACAGAUACUUCUGAGCCUUCCCAACUCGAAGUACUUGCAUUAAAUUAUCUUCGAAAUCAAGAGAUUUCAACUAUCCCCAGCAGAAUUCCGAAACUCUAUCCUUGCAGUAUUUGCCAAAAAGCAAUCUUAACAUAUCGAUUUCAAUCGUUCGUUGUGUUAGAUUGCGAACACAUUUUCCACCGCCAAUGUCUUGAGAAGUAUAUUUUGCAAGCAGAAACAAAUCCUUUUACUCUUACAUGCCCUUCGUGUGAGAUAAUCAUUACAUUAACUAGAGAAGAAGCAGUACUCGCCUCUGGAAAAUAUCAUCUUCAGACAAAACAAACUGGCACUGAACAGGAUGAUGAGGAGCUCAUGGCUUCGCUAGGAUUCGUAGAAGGUGACUCUCGUGCUGGUCAGGGGAGACAGUCGAAGCAUGUCACUAUGAAGGAUCAGGCGACAAGUCCAAUCAUGAUUGAGGAUGAUGAUGAUAACCAGUCUAAUUCUGUUGAUAAUAGAACUCCGGAGAAUCAAGCUAAUUCUAAUGAUGAAAUCCGCGCCACUAAUACACAGGAUAACUUUGAGAAUCAAUCUAAUGCAAAAAGUGGGGAUGACACCAACGUGCAAGAAAGUGAAUCUCAAUCAAGAAGAAAUUCAUCAAGAAGACAGACCUCUCCAAGGAUCACUCGUGAACAAGAAAAAUUCCAGGCCCUGUUGCAAGAAUUAUCUACGCCUGCCAAGGGAGAGAAAGCCGAAAAUGUUGAUGAGGAGGAAGAUGCUGAUGGAUCUGUAUCUCAAAGCUUAGCCCGAUUAUAUCAAAAGGCAACUCGUGCUGGAUUACGCGUUACAAAGGCAAAUCAAGAUGAAAUUUUAUGUUGGUAUAAAUAUGCUGAAGGGUUCGAAAAUAGGGUUAGGGAAAUUAGAUCUCAAGAUUCAUCAGUUACCGAUCCAACAGCUAGAAGUCGAGCAUACCGCGAAGUCUCUCAACAUCUUCCGGGAAUUACAGAAGCAAAUUUGCGUAAGAAAACCCAGAAAGCAAGGAAUAUAUAUAAGGUGUUUGUAAGGAUAGGGACAAACAAGAUCAAGCGGGUGAAAUCAUAUAGCGCCGAUGCUAUUUCAAGCCUAUCUACUACCCAAAUUCAAAGUAUUAUAGACCGUUUCUCUAUGACAUGA
Messenger RNA from Rhizophagus irregularis DAOM 181602=DAOM 197198, 1215 nucleotides. RefSeq lists its product as uncharacterized. The record is from RefSeq and is a predicted model, not a curated record. Lineage: Eukaryota; Fungi; Glomeromycota; Glomeromycetes; Glomerales; Glomeraceae.